Molecule: messenger RNA, 1574 nt
Organism: Malaya genurostris
Lineage: Eukaryota; Metazoa; Arthropoda; Insecta; Diptera; Culicidae
Gene: aspr
Product: slit homolog 1 protein
Exons: 10
Coding region: 170-1360 (396 amino acids)
Source: RefSeq, a predicted model, not a curated record
ACAUCAAGAAUAGUAAAUAAAUAAAUAUUUUCUAACCUGACCAUAAAAAUCGUGUUAAUGUUUGUAAAAAUUAACAACGUAACGAAAACAAGGGCUGCACAUAGUAUACAAAUUGCGUCGAAUGAACAAAAAUUGAUACAUGUUAAGAACUAUGAUAUAUUAAAAUAUCAUGAUGAUGGCACCAUUAAUACUGGCUUUUGUACUAGGAAACAUCUGCAUCAUCACAGCUCAAGGAUGCAACCGGAGUCCAUGUGGUAUUGGUGCCACAUGCCAGGAAGUAAUUGGUGGACGGCCCGUGUGUUCAUGCCCGGCAGGAUAUAAUGGAAACCCUCUAACGCAAUGCAAAAGGUCGGAAUGUUUAGAUCACAGUGAAUGCAGAGCUGAUCAAAGUUGCAGAAACGGGCUUUGUGUAAAUCCAUGUUUAGGUGUUUGUGGUAUAAAUGCAAACUGCGAGGUUAGAAGUCAUAUUCCAGUUUGCAGCUGCCCCAGUUAUAUGACUGGCGAUCCAUUCGAAAGCUGUCGGCUCAAAAACCCUGACGUGCUUUGUCAUCCCAGUCCAUGUGGCUCGAACACGAAAUGCGAAGUAAUAAACAGAAUUCCAACAUGUUCUUGCUUAGAGGGAUUUAUUGGCUCUCCAUCAACAGGAUGCCGUCACGAGUGUGAAAGUGACUUCGAAUGUAGUCCGCAAGAAUUUUGUUCUCAUUUUAAAUGCACUAGCGCAUGUUCACAAUGUGGCAAAGGAGCAUCGUGCUCCCGAGUAACUCUUCACCGCGCAGUUUGUGAAUGUCCUGAAGGGUAUAUUGGUAGUCCAUACACUGAAUGUCGAGCGGAAUGCUAUAGAGAUCUUGAUUGCCCCUUAAUAAGACCAGUGUGUAUUUAUGGGACGUGUAAAAACCCCUGCGAUGGUUCUUGUGGGAUAAACGCAAACUGCAAUCUUCGAGGAGUCACGCCAAUAUGCAGUUGUCCACGUGAAAUGACAGGCAACCCAUUUUUUCGUUGCCAACCGUUUACAAAAGAGGAUUUAUGCACGCCGAAUCCCUGUGGCAUCAACGCUAUAUGUACACCCGGUUACGACCGAAAUAACCGUGAACGCCCUGUAUGCUCUUGUUCCCCAGGUUACACCGGCAAUGCUUUAUUAAAAUGCAUUAAAGGAGAAUGCCAGAGUGACGGUGAGUGUCCGGACCACAAAGCAUGUAUUCAUUAUCAGUGUAUAGACCCUUGCAAUAAUCAAUGUGGAUCUGGUGCUCAGUGCCAAGCAAAACAGCACAUAGCUAUUUGCACAUGUCCUGUGGGUACCCAAGGAGAUGCUCUAGUGACUUGUAAAGCUACUAAAACUUACCCUGUAGCGCAAUUUAAUUAAAUUUCCGAAAAUGGGGAAAAUUCUUAUGCGAAAUCAUUUAUUUACAUUAUUAUGGAAAUUUGACAGUUAUACUACAUUUCUAACGAAAAUUAAUUCUAGGUGUCAACAAAUAUACGUGUACCAACAUAUUACGAGAACAACUAAUAGUGAUCUACUUAAGCAUUAUUACAUUAUUUGUAUGAACGUUCGUUAAUAAAACUAUGUAUUAACUGAA